Aphanomyces astaci is the source of this 774-nucleotide messenger RNA. RefSeq lists its product as hypothetical. The transcript has 2 exons. Bases 1 to 774 code for a protein of 257 amino acids. Lineage: Eukaryota; Oomycota; Saprolegniomycetes; Saprolegniales; Verrucalvaceae. The record is from RefSeq and is a predicted model, not a curated record.
AUGACCGAAGACGCUGGCCUACCACUGGACGACGACAAACCGUUCCGGCAGAUCGUCGGUUCCCUACUAUACUGCGCCAUGUCUACGCGUCCCGAUAUCGUGCACGCGGUGACGCAGCUCUCCCGCCACCUGUCGACACCGCACUACAUGCACAUGCUCAUGGCCAAGCGCACAGUCGCCUACCUUCUACACACCAAGGACAUUGGAAUCACGUACCACGGCCAACCAGCCGGCAGCAGCGAGCUUAUCGGCUUCUCAGAUUCCUCGUGGGCCGACGACAGAUCUACAGGACUCUCUACCUGUGGCUAUCUGUGGAUGCUCGCGUGUGGGCCAAUCUCAUGGCGAUCGAAGCUACAAGCACUCGUGACUUUGUCUUCCACUGAGGCGGAAUACGUCGGCGCAUGCCUCGGCGCCCAGCACGGGAUGCACCUCGACAAUCUCAUGAACGAGCUCGGACUCAAGGCUAACGGCAAGACCGUCACCCUCUACCUCGACAACCAAAGCGCUAUCGCCAUCGGCUCCAACCAAUCCAGCGUACAGCGUACCAAGCAUUUGGCGCUGCGCUUCUACUUCCUCCGCGACUUGGUACGCGCUGGCAAGUUCAAGCUCACCUACCUCCCGACCAACAUCAUGCCCGCCGAUGUGUUCACCAAGCAUACCGCCUCGCCCAACGGCGCCAUGUACUUAAUCGCCUUCACGGAAGACGCCACCAACUACGUGUGGGUCAAGUUCCUAUCCCAGAAGAGCGAUGCUUACGAGGCAGUCAUGAAAUAG